Messenger RNA from Fonsecaea erecta, 2085 nucleotides. RefSeq lists its product as hypothetical. The transcript is spliced from 3 exons. Gene Ontology annotation, biological process: chromatin remodeling. The record is from RefSeq and is a predicted model, not a curated record. Bases 1 to 2085 code for a protein of 694 amino acids. NCBI's taxonomy places the organism in Eukaryota, Fungi, Ascomycota, Eurotiomycetes, Chaetothyriales, Herpotrichiellaceae.
AUGAAUCCGAUGAUGAAAGACCCGGCAGCCGGCAUCCCGCCGCAGCUGUUGCCCCAUCUGCAUCUGGUCUCUAAGUAUCGCUACCCGAUCACGAGCAACCCGGCCGUCGACACCAUCGUUGGAUACCUCCUGGAAGCGCCCAAGAUCGUGCGCGACCUCCAGCCCAUGCAAUGGCAGUUCAUCGACACUCCGGCGGACGGCACGUUGAUCCUCGAGUGGCAGCCGCUCGAAUACCUGGGCACAAGCUAUGCCAGUGAUGGCUUCAUCUGGGCAGAUGUGGAACAUGUGUACAAAUCCGAAGUUCGGGGAUAUACUCUGGAAAUGUUUCUGCAGAGAGCGGGCUUUCGAGCCACGGGCGAGAUCAUGGCUACACACUGCAGACGGCGCUAUCGACUACUUCCUGGGAACCCGGCCCAUGGCCUCCCAAACCCCGAUCCCAGCUUAUGGCUGACGCACUACUCCAAAGCCUCUCCACGCGACCACGUCCCCGCCGCCAACAUCCCGAUCAUGCCUCAUGUGCACGCGCAACUGCAACAGCGUCGCAUGAUCCAGAGCCAAGGACAGCUGCCCCGAAAAGAGUUUAUGCUGCACGAUCGGUCUAACUGGCCCACGAUGCACUUGCCUCCCGGGGUGGCCAGAGGACCGCCUCAAGGGCACAUGCCACCCGGGGUCGGUCACAGAAGGGGUCCGAGCAUGGCCCCAGACCCAACGGUGGAGGACGAAGAAGACGUUUCUCGCGGGGACUUGCUUGAUUUCAUGUCCCCUCGAGACAUCAGUCGCGUGCGCUAUGAGCAACACCAUGAAUGGAUGGAGGAGGUGAUCGAAUCGCCAUACCCCACUCUCUCCAUCAUUCCCAGUGAGUUGGGUUUUGGACGGAAGGGCCCGCUGGAAGAACUGACCAAAGACUUUUUCGAUGCGCCCGUGUCGGUGGCGCGAGAGUCGAGUGACGGGCCGCCGCCACGAGUUGGUAAAAUGCCUGCAGGGCGCGCCGAGGACUUCUUCAAGCGCGCUUCGGAAAAACUCGCCAAUAUGCAAAAGGAACUGGAAGAAAUGAGGAACAGACACGCACGGAGAAUGGAAAAGUUGCGUCGAUCCACGAAAUUGACGGCGGCCGAGAAGAAGCUGCGAACGGUGUCGGAUGGGGCCGAGAGACCCAGUAUCUCGAAAGACGGGACCUCAGCCGAUGCCGACACCGUCUCGCGUGAUGCGAUUGACGAAAUCAUGGAAUCAGUCGAGUCGGUGGUGGGCCAGAAGCUGACCAAGACCAAUACGGUCAAGCUCAUUUCACGAGGAGGUUUAGAGGAGCGAACCAAGGUCGCUGCAGUCCCAACUGUGCCUCAGCCUCCGGUGGUUACUUCACCGCCGCCAAGUGUUCACCCUCUUCCCAGUGCAGAGAACGUCAGCACCCAGCAACCUCCACAGCCACAGCCACCGGCACCGCCACAACCACGACCACAAACACAGCCGGCCGUGACGCCCGUGGAGGAGCCCAAGCAAGAGCUGCAGGACACCCCUGUAGCCACGGGCGAGUUGCAAAGCCAAGCGACCGCGGAAACACUCCCCACACCACCUGAAGCCCCAACGGCGUCGUCGACGGGUCCGGAACAGCAGCCUGAAGCAGAUGCCAGCCAGCAAGUCGAAGAGCUUCUGCAAAUGGACGAUAUCGUCACGGACGUGAACAUGGAUGGUAUGGAUGACCCCACCGAUCAUGGUGACCAUGCCCACCAAGACGCCGACGAGUGGGUCAUGAUUGGGGAAGACGGAGGCCAGAACGAGCUGGAAAUCCCGGAAAUGCCAGAGGACGGUCACCAUGAUCAAAGCCCCGUGGUGGAGGACCGUGCCGACAACCAGUCUCAUGGGCCGAGCACCGAUCAGCCUCAGCAAGCCCCAGCUCAGGCCCCUCCCGAUGGGGCACUGAACACUCCUGAUUUCGGGAUGGGAGGGGAUUUUGACAACAUCGAAGUGGACACGGCAGGGGAUGCGCUUGCCAGUUAUGACCACGACGACGAUCUGAACCUGGACGGCAUGGAGGGCUCGGCGUUUGGAGACGCCUUCCACCCAGAGGACGACGAGGAGAUUUCGUAG